Cherax quadricarinatus is the source of this 6699-nucleotide messenger RNA. RefSeq lists its product as uncharacterized. Lineage: Eukaryota; Metazoa; Arthropoda; Malacostraca; Decapoda; Parastacidae. Gene Ontology annotation, molecular function: DNA-binding transcription factor activity, RNA polymerase II-specific; RNA polymerase II cis-regulatory region sequence-specific DNA binding. The record is from RefSeq and is a predicted model, not a curated record. Gene Ontology annotation, biological process: regulation of transcription by RNA polymerase II.
AUAUAUGAGUGUGAGUCCCAGGCUGGGCCGGUGACCGGCUGCUCUCAGGAGCUGUACUGUCGCAGCUGAGAAAAAAGGGACUUGUGACUCAAUUAUUAAGGAGGAAAUAACGCCCCAAAAAAGGAUUGAAGGAAUAUGCCACCGUGCCCAGGGCAGAAGAAGAAGUUCAUGCACCACCCAGGCCGUCAAACAACAUAUAAAACCAUCGUAGAAGUCUGAAAUACCAGUUUCUUAACAUUCUUUUGUACUGAGUACAUCUCAUGCAGCAAGAUGGUGGACUUGGGUGGGGGAACAAGAGAACGUUUCCAAGACUUUGACACAGCAGACCCAGAGGAUGUGUUACCUCCUGUGUCAACAGUGAGCUACUACCACCCUCACCAUGCAUCUCGAACCUCUUCGUGGCGGCACUCACUUCAGGAGCAGGAUGUUGGCAAUAGAUCAAAUUUCUUGGAAUCAAUGCAUCAUGAUCUAGUUCAAAUCAAGAAUGACCCUGAAAAUCUCUCACGAAUAUGCAACAGCACCAGCUCCAUGCCAUUUGUUGAAGGGUCUGCUGAUUCAUUUCUAGAAGCUGCAGAGGAUGUCAAAGCAAAAGGGCAGCUAUUUCAAGAGAUUACACAAGCUGCUGAAACAUUUGAGCCUUACAGUUCAUCGCCUUCUAGUGGAUGUUAUCGAAAUUAUGUUCUUCCUCCUGAACCAUCAUGUCAUGCAGAGUAUAUUUUUUCAGACACAUCACAGUGGUCAUGGAAUCGCAGCCCAGCUGAUGACAGAGGCCUUGCAGUUUCUUCUGGAGGCAAUCUUCUUGUGGAGUCUGGCCAGUCAAAUGAAACUGUGAUUGCCUCCCUCCAGUAUACAGUUCCAUCUCAUCUUAUUCCUGAUACCUUCUCUUCCUGCUUGCCCUCCCUAUCUCUAACGCAGCCGCCAACAUCUGUCCCAUCUUGUUCAUCUAUGCAGCAGACAUCUCCAUCGACAUUAACAUCAUCAGUGCUGGAUCUUUCACCUGGUCCACCUCCCACAGCUCACCAGUUGCCGCCAUUACAAUCAUCCAUUGUGACUCAGGCAUCCACCCAUGUUGUUGCUGUUUCUUCUCCUCCAUCGGCUCACCAGCUGCCCCCUUUGCAACCUUCCUUUCUUUCAUUGGAUAUGGCUCCACAGGCUUUGUCAACACAUCAUGCAUUAGAUGAUGCCCUUGAUCUGGUUGCUGUUGAAAAUCAUGAGAAGGCACCAGAAUAUGAACCAAGACACGAGUGCAGACAUUGUGGUGCCUUGUUUUCCAGACUGCCUUAUCUCAAGUACCACAUAAAGGCUCAUUUGGAUGAAAUGGCAGGUUCUUGUGCCAAGCAAGAGGAUGAAACUCAAGCCCUUGAACUACAUGAUCCAAAGCCCACACAUGUACUUCAGACUGCUGAGAAACCUAAGCAAGAGGAUAAAGCUCUACCCCUUGAACUAAAUGAACUGAAGCCCAAAAGAGUACUGCAGACCACUGAGAAACAUUUUACAUGUAAACACUGUAAUGAGACAUUUUCACAAGCAGAAAAACUAAAGGUACACGAGUUGAAUCAUUCCGGAGAGCGGCCAUUUAAGUGCAGUGAGUGUAGCACAGCCUUCUCUGCUAAAGCCAUGCUUAUAAGACAUAUGAAGGUUCAUACUGGAGAAAAGCCAUAUAGUUGUGAUGAGUGCAAGACUUGCUUUACAGAGGCUGGCAGCUUGAAGGUACACAAACGACUGCAUAGUGGUGAGAAACCUUUUAAGUGUGACCAAUGUGACAUUGCCUUUAAUGGUGCUGGCAUGUUGGCUACACACAAAAGAAAGCACACAGGAGAAAAACCUUACAGAUGUAAUGAAUGUGGUGAAACAUUUCGGCUUCUGUCUACCUUGAAAAGUCACCGACGUAGGCACACAGGAGAGAAACCAUUUGUGUGUGAGGUGUGUGGUGCCUCAUUCACCCAAAGAGCAGCCAUGCAGCGUCACAAGAGAAUUCAUUCCAAUCAGAAGCCAUGGAAAUGUGAACAGUGUGGAUAUAAAUUUCGAGAAAAAGAGAAUCUGAGAAAACAUAUUGCUCUUCAUCAGAUAAAACUGCAACAUACAUGUAACAUAUGUGGUUCAGGUUUCAAUCAGGCUAAGAAAUUAGAGAUUCAUAAAAUGCUUCACAAUGGUGGAGAUAGACCGUAUCAGUGCAAUAAAUGCCCGUCCACUUUCACUAAUCCCAAAUACUUGGCGCAGCAUAAAAAACGUGUUCAUGACAGAAAGGGAUCAAUACGUUGUGAAGAGUGUCAUAAAACAUUUAAAAGGAAAGAGAUUCUGCGGUCUCAUUUGAGAAUACACAAGGGUGAACGACCAUACGUGUGUGAGGAAUGUGGGGCUGCAUUUAAUCAGAGAGGAACACUAACAAAACAUAUUCGUAAUCACACUGAGCGACCAUACGCAUGUGAAGAAUGUGGGGCUGUAUUUACUCAGAGGGGGACACUAACAAAACACAUUCGUAAUCAUACCAACAGUGUUUCGAUUUGUGAGAAAAAAAGUGAUGAAAAUUAUGUUGAGAUUUCUGCUGUGGAUCAUAAACUGGAUGACAUCAAGACUGGUGAUGUCUCAUUACGUUGCCCAACUUGCAAUGUCAGUGUCUCAACUCAGGAGGAGUUAGUGCGGCAUAAGAGGACAAGUCAUCCAUCACUUAGAACUGCACAAAAUAAUUCUGGGUCUGAGCAAGAAGUUGAUGAUAGUAGCGAGCAUAUUAGGGAUAAGUAUGUGUGUGAAGAGUGCGAUCAAAUAUUUUUCCGAAGACGACAGCUUAAGGCGCACAAAAAAUAUUGUCCAUGUAUCUGUUCAACCCGUCAAUCAGGGCCCUCUAAGCAUACAAACAUUAACACAGCUUUUCAGAGUGAUACUACUAAAGAAGUGGAUGCCAUGAAACUUCUAACAGCAGCAUUAGCAGUGACAGAUAGUGAGGUAAGUGAUAGUCUUGGGUAUCAGAAUUCUGUUGGUCGAGGUCAGCUAUCUUCGGCCUCCUCAGUGGAACACUCUUUGGAACGUUACCCCUCUCCCCCUUCUGUCCCUUCUGCAGUAGAGCAACCUCAUCGUUACUCCUCACCUCAUCUCCCUACAGGUGAUUCUCUCUUUCCUCAUCAUGUUAACAUACAUCAACCACAGAAUCGUAUACAUCAACCAUCACAGCAAGAGGUGCAUCUGUCACAACCAUUGCAACAAAAUCAGUUACAGCAGCCUCUGCAAGACCAUCUACAACAAUUGCCACAUCAAAUGACUUUGCAACAUUUAUCCCAAAGUAAUCUGUCGCACUUGUCAGACCAGAGUGAUCAGUUGCAGCAUUCACCACAAAGUAAUAUGUCACAGUCACCUCAUCAGCAUGAUCAUAUGCAACAUUCAGAUCACCUACAGCCUUUAACACAAGAACAUAACUCGCUUCAUCAGUCAUCACAACAACAUAAUCAUCCACAGCAAUCAUCACAAGACCCUGUUCAUCAAUUACCACUACAGCAUGAACAUUUACUGCUGUCUUCAAGAGAACAGAGUCAUUUACAGCUGCCUUCAAGACCACAGAGUCACUUACAGCAGUCUUCAAGAGAACAGAGUCACUUACAGCUGCCUUCAAGAGUGCUGAGUCAUUUACAGCUGUCUUCAAGAGAGCUGAGUAAUUUACAGCUACCUUCAGGAGAGCAGAAUCAUUUACAGAUGCCUUCAAGAAAGCAAGGUCAUUUACAGCUGCCUUCAAGUGAGCAGAGUUGUUUACAGCUGUCUUCAAGAGACCAGAGUCAUUUACAACAGAUACCAAGUCAAGUGCCUAAUCCAGUUCACUUGCAACAACCUCCAAAACAGCACAGCAGUAAUUUGCAACGAUCCUUAAAAGAGAACAGUCGAGUUCAUCAGACUGGUAAAAGUAAUUUACAGCAAUCUUCAGGACAGCAAAAUCACUUGCAGCAUCAUCCACAACAGCAAGAACAAACUCAGCAGUCAUCUCAUGGAUCAGACCAGUUUCAUCAGUCUCUUAGACAAGACCAUUUACAAAAUCAUCUUCACUUUUAUGAAAUAGUGCAACAGGAGUUUUAUAAAGGAAGUUCAUCAUCACUUUCCAGUCAGCAAAUUCAUCACCACACCAGGCAGCUACAAUUGCUUGAUCAGCCAGACCAAAAUGUAACUUCUGAAGAGGACUGUCUUCACCAAGAAUUUCAACAGGAUCUUCAAGAAAAUCUUGAAGAUUGUGAUGAUUUUGUUCCAAACAUGCAUCACCAAGAGCAACAGGAACCAGAUUAUUGUGAUCAGCACUUGCAUCACCUACAUGAACCAAAACACGAAGAACUUAGCGAGACUGAGCAUGACGGUCGAUACCAUCGCAGUCCCCAUUGCCAUCAUCCAUCUUCUCCUUUGGAAAAUACUAACAGCGUAAAAUUUUUAGACAUUCUUAGCUAGGUUUCACCUGAGCAAUUAAUACAAUAAACAAAAUAUCAAGAUUUAAAGGGUUCAGUAUCUAAUUAUUGGUACUCUGAAUUAGAGAAAAAUUAUGAUUGGUGACAGUCACAGUGAUUUGUUCAAGCAGUACAUGUAUGAAAAUCUAUAUUUAAUUGCAUUGUAAAAGUUGUGUAGAUUAAUGUACGAAACUUAAUUCGGUAAAAUAUUAUUUUUUUAAGUAGGUGUGAAUGGUGAUGUUUUAUAUUCUAAAAGAAAAGAACUUCACUGUAUACUAUGGCAGCUGCAAUGUCUUUUUUUUAUGGACAGAAGCUCCAUUGAUAUUUAUUAUUUUAGAUAUAAAAACAAUUAUUGAUGUACUGUUUGAUAGUUGUUGGGUAGUUUUGUUAUUUAGUUUAUGGAAUGAUUAUAGCUUUUGGUUUAGGAUAUUUAAGUGCCUCAAAUGGUAAGUAGGAAGUGUGUGAAUUUGUUCCAUUACAACUGCAGCUCUGCCAAAAAAGAGCUUUUUAUUAUCAUGAGAAAAAACAUUGAAAAAUAUACAAUCACAGAAGGGUCCUGUUAUAUGGCCACCUUGGAACAUGGAGUAGGUCUGGUAACCGAAAAAUGUUAACUACUUGAAUUCAUUGAUACUGUAUUUAUUUGAGAAAAAUAGGAAUGCAUUCCAGACAGGUGAAUGUAUUUUUUUUAUAGGGGAUCAUACUUCCUUGGUAGGAAAUGGCUGCUGUAUUAAAAGUCAUAAUAAUAUUUUUUUUUUUAACACUGGCCAUCUCCCAAGGUAGGGUGACCCAAAAAUGAAACACUUUCACCAGAGGCACUCAGAUAUGACAGUUCAGAUGAUCCUCAAAACAACAAUAAAUACCUUUGACGGGUUCCAAGAGUUUUUCUACUUCUAGAGCCUGGCCAUGAGCCAGGUUAGUUUGGUGCUUGCCUGAUCAACUAUUGCUGUUGGUGGCCUACACCUCCCACAUAUCCAUCACAGCCUGGUUGAUCUUCAAAGUUCUUUUCAACUUUUCCUCAUGGCACUUGUUUGCUGUUGGUUUCAUGGUCAUAUUUAACCUUAGAUGGAGUUUACCACCUGCUUUGGGAUGCACUAUCAAGCAACCCAACUCUAUGGUUUAAUAGAUAUUAAAAUAUAAGCACUGCAAAUUAAUACAAAUAAAAAUAAAAAAAAUUUCCCCAUAACAUUUAUGCAGGCUUUCUGAAGAUCCCACAAAUGCAGAGAAUGAUUUUAUAACUGAUACUGACUUGCCAGAUCAAGUGUGACCAUCUACCCACCUUUCUGUCCAAGGUCCAUGUCUCAACACCUUCACCUCUUUCCUGUCUAUCAUCGCUCACCUCUGCUAUGCAGUGCUGAUUGACCCUUACAGAUGCAGCACUUUCCAUGAAUAUAAUUGUAAAUCCUCUAUUAUGUCACUGUCCUACAGUCAUAUCUGGUUUUAUGGGCACUCACAUACAUGCAAGAGCUAAAUGUGCCUCAGAAAUGGUGUGAAUUCUUUUCAGAUAUCUAAGUAUUUAUUAGUUACUUCAGGCCUACCCACCACCUUUAGGGAAGAUUCCUGAUACAAACAAAGCUAGAUAUUUCAUCAGUACCCCUAGACAAGAAAGUACAGUUAGGUAGCUCUUUGGUCUCAUGAUUAGUGGACAGAGUAUCAACCUUCAAUCACCCCUUAAAAUGAAUGACCCACAUCACUUUAAAGCUGCACAUAAAUAAUAAUAAUAAUAGUACUGCAAUAAUAACAAUAAUAAUAAUAUGUGCCUCUAUGUCCAUAAAUCUUUACCCUUCUGCUGAAAAGUUUGAUCUUUUAUAACAUUUCUCUCCUGGACCUUGCUGUCAUGACCUUCAGAGGUGUUUUUUUUCUCCUUGCAUAGUGCAGUAGCAUAUUUGAAAAAAUUCCAGUCAUCAUGUGAAACAAAUUAUUAUGCCCUCAAAGUAUGUCUGUGGCAAUGUCUUUUUGAAAAUACCGUAGCUAAUAAUUCAUUAUUCCCGUUUCAUUUUUUCUGUAAUCUAUUUCUUAAAAACUAAAUUAGCUGAUACCAUUAUCCAAAUGGCUCAUGGCAGUUGUAAAGAAUUAUCAAGCUGCUUUAUGAACCAUGAUUGCCGAGUCAUAACAUGAGGCAGAAUUAGGUACUGUAUUUAUAAAUCUCAUUUAGAGAUUUUAUUGAUGUUACUAUCUUUCUAGAAACUGAGAUUGAAAGCUGUGCAGUAUCUCCUGCAUUUGGACUGUUAAACCAAAGUGGUGAAGAUAUAAUUUAUUCAGUGUGUAGUAUGUAUGUAUGUAUGUG